Molecule: messenger RNA, 618 nt
Organism: Babesia ovata
Lineage: Eukaryota; Apicomplexa; Aconoidasida; Piroplasmida; Babesiidae
Product: cop-coated vesicle membrane p24
Exons: 3
Coding region: 1-618 (205 amino acids)
Biological process (GO): Golgi organization; intracellular protein transport; endoplasmic reticulum to Golgi vesicle-mediated transport
Cellular component (GO): endoplasmic reticulum; COPII-coated ER to Golgi transport vesicle; endoplasmic reticulum-Golgi intermediate compartment
Source: RefSeq, a predicted model, not a curated record
AUGACUGGCAAGUUAGUCGCUACCGCGGCUAUUGUGCUGGCGGCGGCCGCGCUUAUCGAAGGCACGCAAAUGAUCAUGGCCGCCAACGAGACGCAGUGCUUCACGACCUUUGCCAGCCGCGGCGAGAAACUCACCGGAUCAGCUGAAUCGGUGCCGGACGAAGCCGCCGUUAAACCGCUAAUCUACAAAGUCGACGGACCGACGUCGAAACCAAAAUCAAUUCCGACCCUUAUUGUGAGCGACAACCAGUUCGAGUAUGAUGUACCGGAAACUGGCCACUACUCCUUCUGCCUCACCAACAAGUCCUACUCGAGGAACACUGUGGUUUUCAACUACAGGGUGGAAACGACCCUCAACAAGGACCUCUCUCAGCUCUCCACCGUUGAAGACGCCAACGAACUGAUUACCUUCGCUGAGAAGUUGCUGGAGAACACCCACGUCAUCGUAGACCGUACAGAGACCUACAGCUCGAGGGAACAGUUGUACUCCGACAUCAUCGAUGACAUGAACGUCAGGAUCAUCAGAUGGUCCACCUGCCAACUGAUAUUCCUCAUCGUCAUCUGCUUCUGCCAGAUAUACUACAUCAGCUCGUUCUUCGAAGUAAAGAGCUUUGUCUGA